GCAAGCCAGUGAAUUUGGUUGGUUGACCUACGAUUUCUUUCAAACUUUGUAAAGUUUCAAUUUCAUCGUGUUCUUCCUAUUGAAGCAAUUAUUAUAUAUAAGCCCAUGUCGUCACAUAGCACUCAUGCUGGUUAAUGUGUUCGUAUCGACGAAUGAACAUCGUUAACGUGGACAAUUGGGUUUAUGUUUUACUGUUCUAGACUCACGUAAUUAUCUAUCAAUGAUACCCGUCGUAUCGUUUGAAGAAGUUGUGUGUUUCUAUUUUUAAUUUAUUGUUUUUUAUUAGGUUGUUAACAUUCUUGGACUAAUCCAAUAAUGGAGUUGCAGUGCAAAGUUCAAAAUUACGACUGGGGCAAGUUGGGCCUGGAGAGUACAGUCGCCAAGUUAUUGUCCAGUGCUCAUCCUGAAAUUGCCAUUGACCAGUCCAAGCCUUACGCUGAACUAUGGAUGGGCACACAUCCCAAUGGACCUUCAAUGAUCAUAGACCGAGGUGUCCUGCUCUCUGAGUACAUCAAAGACAAUUUGGAUGCCAUUGGACCAGAAGUAAGAAAGAAGUUUGGAGUCACUGUGCCCUUCUUGUUCAAGAUCUUGUCUAUUAGAAAAGCUUUGUCUAUACAAGCUCAUCCUAAAAAGGAACAUGCAGAGGAACUUCAUAAGAACUUUCCGGAUAUGUACAAAGAUCCAAACCAUAAGCCAGAGCUUGCCAUUGCUCUGACACCAUUUGAAGCUCUCUGUGGCUUCAGACCACUGGUGGAGAUCCAGAACUUUCUUAAAAAAUUGCCUGAGGUUGCCAAUAUGUUGUCUAAAGAGAGCGUAGACAAUUUUUUAGCCCAGCAAGAACAAGGAGACAGUCAAAUAGUUCUCAAACCAGUGUUUCAUUCUCUGAUGACCAGUGAUAAAGCUGUUGUAGCCAACACCUUAAAAACUUUGCUUGGGAGGUUAGAGAAAGAAGAUGAAGCCACACAGUCAUCUCUCCUAUACCCACUGCUAAAACGACUGCAUAAUGACUUCCCCGGAGACGUGGGCUGCUUGUCACCUUACUUCAUGAAUUAUAUGCUGUUGAAUCCAGGACAAGCCAUCUUCCUAAAGCCUAAUCUACCACAUGCAUAUUUAAGUGGAGAUUGUGUAGAAUGCAUGGCGUGUUCCGACAACGUGGUUCGCGCGGGCCUCACGCCCAAACACAUCGAUGUACCGACUCUAGUCGAUAUGUUGGACUACAGCAGCUAUGCGCAAGAGCAGUUGUUGUUCAACCCACAGCUAGAAGACUGCAACUCUUGUGUAUGGAGACCACCUGUACCGGACUUUGCUGUAGUUAGGAUAAAGGUGGAAAGUGGCGACUCCUACAACACACAGAACCGGUCCAGCCCCAGCCUGAUCAUCAUCACAUCAGGUCAGGGCGAGGCUUGUGACACAGAGCCCAUAGCUGCUAAGCCAGGAGUCGUGAUCUUCCUGAAGGCCAGUCGCCAGCUGACCUUGACGCCCGCUGAAGGUCAUCACCUCGAAGUCUAUCAGGCUAUCUGUAAUGUAUGAUGACUGAUGAUGUAUGAAGGUCCGUUUCACUAACUCCAAGUAUGAGUAAAAUAUAUAUGGACAUUGAAUGACCAUACAACUAAUAAAUGACAUGAACAUGUAAUAUUAAAAUCUUUUGUCUGAAUGUGUUAAAAAGUUCGGGCUUUUCUUGGAAGUAGUAAAAAAGGCCCCUAAGUAAGUAGCUUACUUGUUACAAAUAGUUUAGGAGCGAUUGUACUUCGAAUAGUUUCGCUUUUAAGGCUUAUUUACACGAACCCAGUAUUCAGGAAGGCAACAUUAUCCAAGUGAACAUCUGUAAGAACAUUUGGUACUCAUAGUUGCAAAAGUUAUUAGAUCUGCUUUGUACCUUAUACGGCGUACGUAAUAAUGAUCAUGAUGAAAAAAUACAACAUCCGAAUUGAGAACCUACUUUUUAGGUAGUCGAUUAAAAUAAAGUACAUAUACACAAUAGAGAGUACAUGGUCAUAAUAGGUUUUUCAUCCCACCAUAUCGGAAAGAGUAGGUAGUUUUGCACUUCGAUAAGUAUCUGAGUGCCGAAUCCGUUUUUAUCCUCACGAGCGGCAAAGUGAUUUGAAUUUAGAACAUCAUGUGCAAUACUUAUAUUAUAUAAAUGUCUAGAUGGAGCGUCAAGUGCAUGUAAGCGUGUCAAAAAGUGUCAGCCAACAGUUGGCUGACAGUAGUGUUGCCAAUAUUACCAGCUUUUAGGUAGAUCUACCAACUUUGCCCUCAGGCCGCAUCCCCAUCAUGCACGACGCGGCGCCGUGCCGUACAACGUUACGACGUCGUCGCCGAGCCACGGCACGGCGCCGCGCCGCAGCACGGUGCCGCCAUCGCCAUCGCCAUCCAUUACCCAUUCGUGCGAGCGCAUCAACAGCGAAAUAUCGACUGAAUGGGUAAUCGAUGGCGCACCGUUGCCGGCACCGUGCUGCGGCGCGCCGAUCCUGUUGUCGGUAAUUUGGUGUCAAAAUCUCUUACCGAAACAUUACAAUUAUCUUUGAGUCGUUAAUGAUUUUUUUGAUGCCAAAUUGGAUUUGGCUUAAAAAAAAUGGAAUUUGGGCAUGAACAAUGCUAUAAGGGAAGGUAAGUAAGUUCUCCCAAGUACGUUGCGAGUUUUCCGUACAGCCAGGCGGGACACAUCCUGCCAAGUGUUGAGCUACUAGAGGCCUGGCGCCUCGGGGAACCCGCUUCAGUAUUGGAAUUGUGUUUUUGAAUUUCGAAAGCCUUUUCCAUUACGGUUCCAAAGUCGAUGAGCCGGUUAUUGUAUUCGUUUGAGUUGGGGUAAUAGGAACUGCACAUUAAGGUUUGUGUAUCUUCCCAAUGUGCACGUUCAAACCCCGCUUACCUCUAAAAAACCGUGCUUGGGGGCACAGCGGUAUCCAGAGAUGUUGAAAGUUGACACGCACUUAAACCACUUCCAUCACUAUUACUAUACAUCUGGGUGCCUCGCUUACACUUACAGCUAUUUAUACGUCUCACGAAAUAAUAUUUACACAUACUCUUUACAGCUGUCAGAGAGACACAUGUAUUCAGCUUCUGUACUUGAUAGAGCUACAGUGCGUUGUUUCCUACUCUCCCACGAUACUGAAGAGUUUCCUAAUUUGAACACAUACGUCUGUCUUCGCCACGUCCCCAAUCAGCAUCAGCAUAAGCAGUGAUAGUUAAUUCACCUUUAACAAAAGAUAAUCGCAAGUCCUUUGUACCUUUUAAGUAACGAAGAAUUCUUUUAAACACCACUUUAAAACCUUUUCUAACCAUUUCACUAACUGAUAACAAGUUUGCUGUUAAGUUUGGUACAAAAUAAACAUUAGAAAUUGUCUUAAAAUUACCAUUUUUCAAUUAAUAACAUUUUAGCAGGUAAUAACUUGUCACCAUUUUUUUUUUCUUACAACGUUUUAUCAUUCACAAAAUCACUCAAGACUGAUCUGUCACGACACAUAUGGCCUGUUGCACCACUAUCUAUGUACCAUGAUGUACUAUUGAUGUUUGCUGAAAGUGCGGUAAGUAAUACCUUCGAAUUAUCUGUAUUUGUUUUAGGAUUCUUCUUGUUUACAUUCUUCGGGCAAUCCUUGAUAAAAUGUCCCGUCUUUCUGCACUUGAAACAAAUAGAAGGCCGCUUGCGUGCAACUACAGCUAGAGCACUCUCAGUCUUGUCAUCUCUUCGGAUAUUUUCCUGCAAUAGUUUCCCUUUGACUAUCUCGCUUGACAAUUUUAAAUUUGAAUUUUCCAUUGCCAUAAUCAGUGGGUCAUAGUCCGCAGUAAGACCGCUCAAUAUGAUGACUGCUAUGAAGUUACUUCAA
Helicoverpa armigera (cotton bollworm) is the source of this 3827-nucleotide messenger RNA. RefSeq names its product Mannose phosphate isomerase (gene Mpi). NCBI's taxonomy places the organism in Eukaryota, Metazoa, Arthropoda, Insecta, Lepidoptera, Noctuidae. Gene Ontology annotation, molecular function: mannose-6-phosphate isomerase activity; zinc ion binding. The coding region runs from base 316 to 1530 and encodes 404 amino acids. Gene Ontology annotation, cellular component: cytosol. The record is from RefSeq and is a predicted model, not a curated record. The transcript is spliced from 7 exons. Gene Ontology annotation, biological process: GDP-mannose biosynthetic process; carbohydrate metabolic process.